AUGGAUAGGACAUCGAUACUAGGAGAUGCAAUAGAUUACAUGAAGGAGCUUUUGGACAAGAUCAACAAGUUGCAUGAACUUGGAACCAACUCUCAUCGCAACAACUUCAUUACAAACGAAUCAAUGGUCAGAAACUCCCCAAAGUUUGAAGUGGAUCAAAGGGAAGUUAAUACGCAUAUUGACAUAUGCUGUUCUGCGAAACCGGGCUUGGUUCUAUCAACGGUUGGUACACUGGAGACACUAGGCUUGGAGAUUCAGCAAUGUGUCAUUAGCUGUUUCAGUGACUUCUCACUUCAGGCUUCUUGUUCCGAGGUUGCUGAGCUGAGAGAUUUCAUUACUUCGGAAGAUAUAAAGAAAGCGUUGUUAAAAAACGCAGGCUAUGGAGGAAGAUUUUUGUAA
Molecule: messenger RNA, 399 nt
Organism: Arabis nemorensis
Lineage: Eukaryota; Viridiplantae; Streptophyta; Magnoliopsida; Brassicales; Brassicaceae
Source: the annotation of a GenBank genome assembly